AUGGAGGGCGAGGCCAACGGGACCCUGCACCCGGCCUGCGGCUCCAGCGAGCCGCCCUACUCGGAGGAGCUUCUCCGGAGCCUAGACCUUCCAGGGAGAUUUCUCUUUGCAACCUUGACUCUGAUGACGCUCAUUGCCAUUCUGGUGUUUAUAGAGGAAGCAGUCUACAUCUACAGGAAAAUCCCCUCCUCCAAAAGAUCAAUCAUAAUUUGGAUUAAUGCUGCAGCGCCUGUGAUCUCCACUACUUCAUGCAUUGGCAUGUGGGUUCCUCGCUCAACAAUGUUCACAGAUUUCACAGCAGGAAUAUUUUUUGCCAUAGUUAUCCACAAGUUCCUGAUGAUGAUGAUUAAAGAGUGUGGAGGGCAGAAGGUGCUGCUCAGACGCUUUGAAAAUGGUCACUUCACCAUCACCACCGGCCCCUGCUGCUGCUGCUGCCUCUGCCUCCCUCGUGUGCCCAUCACCAGGCAAACCCUCUUUUGGCUGAAGCUGGGCACCUUUCAGUUUGCUGUCUUUCGGCCUGUGCUCGUAUUUUUAUCAAUAGUGCUUUGGACUAAUGGCAAUUACGUUCUUUACAAUGUGUCUCCCAAAGGACCUGCACUGUGGAUCAGCUGCUUCAUUGGUGCCCUCACCCUUUGUGCUCUGUGGGCAGUAGGAAUCAUGUUUCGAAAAGUUAGGAUUCUCCUUAAGUGUAAGAACAUUAUCCCAAAGUUUGCUCUUUAUCAGUUUAUUGUCAUUCUGAACCACCUGCAGACCACUAUUAUCAACAUAUUCGCCACACAAAAAAUCAUUCCCUGUGCUCCACCACUCUCCUCUACAGCCAGAGGAUCAUACAUUGCCCAGCAGCUGCUCAUCAUGGAAAUGUUUCUGAUAACUGUAAUCUCCAGGGUGUUCUAUCGGAGGAAAUACCACGACCUGGAGCCUCCGGAGUGCGUGGCUGAAGAACCUGGGGACAAGAAGCAGAGUCCUGAGGUUAUCCUCAAUGGUGCAGCUGUGCAAGAUGCAUUGCCAAAGGUUUAG
This is a messenger RNA of Melospiza georgiana, 1017 nucleotides long. Its product is annotated as organic solute transporter subunit alpha-like. NCBI's taxonomy places the organism in Eukaryota, Metazoa, Chordata, Aves, Passeriformes, Passerellidae. The coding region runs from base 1 to 1017 and encodes 338 amino acids. The record is from RefSeq and is a predicted model, not a curated record. Gene Ontology annotation, biological process: bile acid and bile salt transport. Gene Ontology annotation, cellular component: endoplasmic reticulum membrane; plasma membrane. Gene Ontology annotation, molecular function: transporter activity. The transcript is spliced from 8 exons.